Molecule: messenger RNA, 1114 nt
Organism: Phoenix dactylifera (date palm)
Lineage: Eukaryota; Viridiplantae; Streptophyta; Magnoliopsida; Arecales; Arecaceae
Product: acid phosphatase 1-like
Molecular function (GO): acid phosphatase activity
Source: RefSeq, a predicted model, not a curated record
UGCCUUGUGGUAGGUAUGACGAGCCUCGCCUAUAAAGACCAUAAGUCCAGGCCCCAAAGUUCGCAGUUAGAAGGUAUAGCGGAGCGGGUGAAAGAGACCGCAAUGGAGCUUGCCGUCGCCAUCGUCCUCUUGGCCGCCCUCGUGACUUCGUCCCACGCUUCUUCGCGCGUGGAAGACCCCCCAUUCCCGCUCCCCAUCCACCUCCUGCGCCCCCUGUCCGGCUCCGGUGCGCACCGGUUGAGCGGCGUGACGUGCGAGAGCUGGCGCGUCGCGGUGGAAGCCAACAACAUGCGGGGGUGGAAGACCAUCCCCCGCACCUGCGAAGGGUACGUCGGCCACUACAUGCUCGGCGGUCUCUAUCGCAGGGACUCGGCAGUUGUCGCCGGGGAGGCCGCGAAGUACGCCGAGAGCCUCGACCUCCGCGCCGACGGGAAGGACGUCUGGGUCUUCGACGUCGAUGAGACCACCCUAUCCAAUCUCCCUUACUACGCUCGCCACGGCUUUGGGGUCGAACUGUAUAAUGCUACAUCAUUCAAUGCAUGGGUGAUGAAGGGGAAAGCACCUGCGCUGCCAGAAAGUUUGGAGCUAUAUAAGAAAUUGUUGUCUCUAGGCAUCAAAAUUGUAUUCUUGACGGGUAGAACCGAGGAUCAAAGGGACAUCACGGCUCAUAAUCUCAAGAUGGUCGGAUAUCAUACAUGGGAAAAACUCCUGCUAAAAGGGUUAAACGUGAGUGGCUCGAGCGUGGCGUAUAAGUCGGGUAUGAGGCAGAAAUUGGAAGAGGAAGGUUAUAGCGUUGUUGGAAACAUUGGAGAUCAGUGGAGUGAUAUCUUGGGGCAACCAGAGGGUGGUCGUACUUUCAAGGUUCCUGAUCCAAUGUACUACAUUAGUUAGAACAUCUGCUGUACUUCAGUUCAUCUAGAGUUUUCAUGUCUAUCGUGUUUCAAUUUCUGAAAGAUAACGUCCUGGAUGCUGCGUCUACUCUGUUCUUAGUAAACAGGGGGCAGCAUCUUGCUAUCUCCUACUUCAAUCUUUUAAAAAAAAGCUCGGAUGAUUUGAAGGUUUGGUAAUAAAUGAGAAAUAAAACUUAAUUGUCCCAUGCUAAUGAGACUUAAAA